Molecule: messenger RNA, 1360 nt
Organism: Heterotrigona itama
Lineage: Eukaryota; Metazoa; Arthropoda; Insecta; Hymenoptera; Apidae
Source: the annotation of a GenBank genome assembly
AGCGAUUUUCAAGAAAAGCUGUGAACAACUUUUUUGUCCUUUGUGUCACUAACCAAUUGGACGCGAAGGUUCAAAUAAUGAAAUCUGAAACAUUAUUAAAUUAGAUGUAUAAAUCGAUGGAAAUAAAGGACGACUGGCAAGCGAUGUUUCUGAUAAACGCUGUUACGUGUAGCUUUCUUUUUUUUGGAGUAUCAUCGACAUUCUUCGGCCAAAGAUUAAUCGAUCACAGUUCAAACGUCUUCUACGAGGCGUAAGUAUUCGAUCUUUAUCUAAUCAGAAUAUCCUCAAUGAGUUAUUACCUCUAAUCAUUUUUACGCAUUACAAUUGCUUUUUAUCUCGAAUAUCUUCUAUAUCUUCCCGUAUUACACGCAUUCUGGAUGUUGCUUAACUGCAUGAAAAUCCGCGGGAAAAAUCAUUCGAGGGAAAUUACACUUUUCGUUAAAAUAAACUUGUCCUUGAUGAAAUCCGAAGAGAGAAAUCUAGAGACAGAAACAUAAGUUAGUCAUUUGAAGACAUAUUUCUUUUUAAAGGAGAGAUAAAUUUCAGAUACAAUUCGUAUUGGUACAGAAUCCCCCUCGAAGCUCAAAAAAUGUAUUUGAUGAUUUUGCGGCAAAGUUUGAAGAGCUGCUGCUUCUCCAAGGGUAAUUUGUUCAUCGCGUCGCACGAGGGUCUAUGCACGGUAACACGACUGCAUUUUCUCAACAUGUCAAAACGUACGAGCGAACAAAGUGCGUAUUGUAAUUGUUUGUCCUGUGCGUUUCAGUUGUUAAACACAGCGUUUUCGUACAUCACGGUCUUUCAUUCCUUGCAAAAGUUACGUUUCUGCAGGAUAGAAAAGAAAGUAAAAGAAAAAAGGAAGAAAACAAAAACGGCGAAUCUUUCAGCGUGAUGUUAAUACUUGAUAACCUGUUACAAUUCAUGCACAGUAUGCACAAUUUUUUUCUUGAUAUGUGUAUUACUGAUUCUGAUUAUGUUUUGGAAAAUUGAAACUUUAUUGUGAAUUAUUUUUUCUUAAUAUCGUCGUUCCUCCUUUGUAAAAGGGAAAAAGUUCCAUGGCGUUAGUUUAUUCUAUAAGUUUUUAACUGGUUCUUAUGAUCUAGAUUCUGAAUGACCUAAUAAUACAAGUUUUUAGUCACGUUUCUGAACAUGCACGUAGGUUUCUAGUAAAUUCAGUUACAUGCGCCUAGGAAGAGGUGAUCCGAUAAGUUUGUCAAACUGACUGGAAUUUGUUUAUAUAAACCAGCGAAGGUAACACACCAUGUAUUUUUGUGGAUCGUCACGUAAAUAUCAAGAAAUUCUUUCUUUCUAAUUAUCAGUUUAUGAAUAUUAUACAAUGAUGUGUACCAAUCUGAGGCACAAC